This is a messenger RNA of Phasianus colchicus (ring-necked pheasant), 3371 nucleotides long. RefSeq names its product perilipin-3-like. The record is from RefSeq and is a predicted model, not a curated record. Lineage: Eukaryota; Metazoa; Chordata; Aves; Galliformes; Phasianidae. Gene Ontology annotation, cellular component: cytosol; lipid droplet. Gene Ontology annotation, biological process: positive regulation of triglyceride storage; lipid storage.
GGCAGCGCUUGUCGUGCCUCCAUUGGCUAUCUGGGCUGCUCAUCAGGCCCGCGGGGUAUUUAAGCGAGGCGAGGCCGGUUCCCUAUCACUGUUGUUGAAGCCGAGGACGCAGGUGAGCUGCAGUUGACUUCACUAUGGCAUCAAAGCAGAUCCCAAAAAAAGACUGGGAGGCUGAGGAACAGCAGCAAGAGAGUGCUGUCAACCGGAUAACCAACCUGCCUUUGCUUAAUUCUGCAUUCAACCUGGUCUCAUCUGCCUACAGUUCUUCUAAGGAAAUGCAUCCUUGCCUCAGUGGUGUCUGCAAUGUGGCUGAGACUGUGGCUGCAGUUGCAGUAGGCAGUGUGGUUGGUGGGGCACAGCCCAUACUGAACCAACUGGAUUCACAAAUUGCACUUGUAAAUGAAUAUGCCUGUAAAAGUCUGGAUCAACUGGAGGAGAAUUUGCCUUUUCUUCAACAGCCAGCAGAUAAGGUAUUCUCAGAAACAAAACAGCUGGUUUCCACCAAAGUGACAUCUGCUAUGGAUGCUGCCUGUGAGGCAAAAGAGGCAAUGGCUGAUAAAGUGACUGAAGCUAUAGAUCUCACUAAAAAUGCUGUUGGGGAUGGUGUUAAGCUGACCAGGUCAAUGGUCACUUCCAGUGUUAACAAUGCUGUGGAGGCUGCUCAGGGUGCAAAGGACCUUGUAACUAAUAAAGUGAGUGAAGCAGUAGACCUCACUAAGCAUAUUGUGGAUGACAGUAUUGGGAUGACCAAGUCUGCAGUUGCCAGUACUAUUGUCAAUGCUGUGGAGGCUGCUCAGGGUGCCAGGGACCUUGUCACAAACAAGGUGUCUGAAGCAGUAGACCUCGCUAAACACAUUGUGGAGGACAGCAUGGGACUGACCAAGUCUGCGGUUACUUCCACUAUUGUCAGUGCUGUGGAAGGUGCCCAGGGUGCCAAAGACCUUGUGAGUAACAAGAUGACAGAAGCUGUGGACCUCAGUAAGCAUGUUGUGGAGGACAGUGUGGAACUGACCAAGUCUGCAGUAGCAAAUACUAUUGUCAGUGCUGUGGAGGUUGCACAGGGUGCCAAGGACCUUGUGACUAACAAGGUGACGGAGGCAGUAGAUCUAACAAAAGUGGCUGUUCAGGAUGGUAUGGAGAAGACCAAAUCAGUGGUUGCAUCAACAGUCAGUACAGCUCUGGAUGCUGCGUACAGCACCAUAGCUAGCAAAAUAAAUACAGCCCUUCUGCAGAGCAGAGACGCCAUCCAAGAGGGUGUGGAGAUAACUAAUUCAGUGGUGUUCAACAGUGUGAACAAAGCCAAUGCAGUGGGACAAGCAGUGGCAGGUGGUGUUGAAUCUGUUCUGGGUAUAUCAGAAGAUCUGGUGGAUCACUACCUCCCCAUGACUGAAGAGGAACUAGGUGAACUUGCCACUGCUGUUGAGGGAUUUGGUAUGGCUUCUGUGGAGGAGCAGAAACAGCAGCAGAAUUACUUUGUUCGACUGGGUUCCCUCUCUAGCAAGGUCCGCUACCGAGCCUAUCAGCUCUCCCUGAACAAGCUGCAGCAUGUUAAACAAAGCACUCAGAACACUCUCUCACAACUACAUCUGGCAAUAAAUCUGAUUGAAUCUGUGAAAAAGGAGGUUGGCCAGAAGCUUCUGGAUGGGCAAGAGAAACUCCAUCAGCUGUGGGUGAGCUGGUGUCUGACUCAACCCAAGGGACACCAAGUUAAAACAGCUUCCCAAAUGGAGAUGGAAUCACGGACUCUAGCUAUGCUGCAUAUCAUCACUCAACAGCUACAGCCUAUUUAUGAGAAUCUGAAAGUCAGCAUCCAUGGCCUCCCCUGGAACAUCCAAGAAGCUGUGCAUCAGGCAACUCAAAAUAUCAAGAAGCUCCACACUUCUUUUGCCAGUGCUAAUUCUUUUCAGGAUCUCUCCAGCACAACUCUGACCAAGAGCCGGAACCGUGUGGCUGAAGCCCAAAGGUCUCUCGAUGUCCUGUUUGAGUAUGUAACCCAGAACAUCCCUCUAAACUGGCUUGUGGGUCCCUUCAAGGCAACAGAUAAAGUGUCACAGGAUAGCAGAAAGGUGAAAAAAGGUAAAAGUAAUAUAAAAUCAUUUGCCAUAGAAAAGGCUGCUUCAUCAAAGGUGACUAAGAGGCCUGAAGAACCAAAAGGAGCAAAGACGAAUCUGGGGGAAGCAUGUGGAAUGCUAGAGAAGCUAGAAGAGAAGAUAGGUGCAGAAGAGGUAUUAGCUGCAAAGGAAAUAAUAACUAAUGCGCUGAAGGAAGAUCCCUGAGAAGCUCAGUUCAUCUGGCGUAGGCUCCUAAGAAUGUCUCUUAGUCUUUUAAUCAUAUACCCAACUGUCAGUCGUGCUGGGUGUUCCUCCUGCUCUUACUGUCCCAGGAUGAGCUUACAGGAAGAUGUAGUUUGCAAGGAGGCUUGAUGACCAAGGUGGGGUGAUUCCAGAUCUUGAUGUAUUUUUUUUCAAUAAGCAUGUUAAUCCAAAAAAGGAAGGUAGAGGGUCUGUACUUCAUCUUUUUUUAUUAAGUCAGCACAGCUGUAUGUGUGAAUGGCAGUUAUUGCUGAGACAAGCUGUGGAUGGGAGGUCUCAAGUUAUUUUUAAUGUUGAAUUAUAUUAAUAACUUCUUCCAAGCUGCAGAGAUCUUAAAGAUUAUGCGCUUGACCUUUGAUCGUGUUUUCCUCCUGAAGUUUUAAAACGAAGUGUCUGUAACACAACUUCCUUUCUGACUUCAGCUUCCUGAGAGGCUGAACUCUGCAGCAGACCAGGAGCAGCUGGGGACAAGAGGCUGCUUCUCGGAAGUAACUUCUGUUUAUCAGACAAAAACUUGCUCUUUUGUAGAGCGAUUUUCGUGUAAGCAUGUCAAUCUGCAGUGGGACUAUCUUUCCUGACUGUAAAAAGGACUUCAGGGAUUACAAUUAAUUCUACACGUGGAAUAUUCUGUGGCUUUUGCUAGGAGUUACUCUGCUGUGCUAAUAUGACUAUGCUGUAAACGAAACAGGGAGAGAGGUAGUGUUCCCAAGCAAACAAUGCUUUGUAGAAGUGAACUGUUCCUGGUGUCACUUAUUUUGUAUUGGUAUGGCACCACUGCUAGAGUUGGAGUAAUGGCAAAGACUUGAAAAUAAAACUUGUUCUUUCCUUUAGCCAGAGCAGAUUGGAAGCUUGUGUUGGACAAAUCACUUCUUGCAUAAUAAAUGCAUUCAGUGGGUAGCUGCAGCAGGAGGAACCCUCCUGGCUGCCCUUGCAGUGCUCCAGCCCCACAAUGCACACACAUCGCUCUCCCAUCGUACCUCUGGCCCCUGACGCCCGGAGGAGUGAUGCCAAAAGCCUCUCGCUAUAAGAAACUGUAAUUCUUAUAGCGGAUGUGCUUUU